Molecule: messenger RNA, 2886 nt
Organism: Cyprinodon tularosa
Lineage: Eukaryota; Metazoa; Chordata; Actinopteri; Cyprinodontiformes; Cyprinodontidae
Product: B-cadherin-like
Exons: 17
Coding region: 88-2592 (834 amino acids)
Biological process (GO): calcium-dependent cell-cell adhesion; adherens junction organization; cell morphogenesis
Cellular component (GO): adherens junction; plasma membrane; cytoplasm
Molecular function (GO): cadherin binding; calcium ion binding
Source: RefSeq, a predicted model, not a curated record
UUUAUCUAGGAGACAUCAGGGAGGAAGGCUCAGAGGUUUGAGUUCAGGGAGGAACAGUGACUCCUUUUCUGAGUUUGUUUUCCACAAAUGGGCACUAAUAGGUUCACACUUUGCAGCGUCAUUAUCAUUAUACUUCAGGUCUCAGCUGCCUGGGCUGCAGAGGAGUCACCAUGUGUACCUGGAAAGCAGUCGGAUCAGCUGGUAGUCACCGUGACCAAAAAGCACUUGAGACAUGGGACAGUCCUGGGCAAAGUUGCCUAUACUGACAGCAAAAACAGCACAAGAUCACCUUUCUGGUCUGAUGAUAAGCACUUUGUGGUCCGGUCAGAUGGAACACUAACAGGCAUCGCUGAUGAGGAGGUACCCAUCCUGCAUUUUCCUAAGGCUCCCAAAGGAAUGAAGAGGCGGAAGAGAGCGUGGAUCCUCCCUCCAAUCAGUGUUACUGAGAAUCAGCGUGGACCAUUUCCCUUAAAAAUUAGUCAGGUAAAGUCUGAUGACCAUGUAAACAAACGGAUCCGCUACAAAAUCACCGGUCCAGGGGCUGACCAGGAUCCCGUUAAACUCUUCACAAUGGAUGAGGAAACAGGUCAUCUUUAUGUUACACAACCUCUGGACAGAGAGAAACAAAGCAGUUACACGUUGAAAGCACUUGCCGAGUUAGAUGGUUCGGCAAAAGCAGAGGAUCCAAUUGAUGUUACAAUCGUGGUCAUUGACCAGAACGACAACAAUCCCGUUUUUAAAAAAACAGUCUACAAUGCAGAAGUUCCUGAGUCUUCAACAAGAGGUUUUGAGUUUAUUCAGGUUGAGGCCACAGAUGCUGAUGAGCAAAAUACUGACAACUCUGACAUUAGGUACCGUAUCAUGGAGCAGAUCCCAGAGACACCGGACCCUGAAAUGUUUACCAUAAAUGCUGUAACUGGAACAAUGAGAGUCAACAUGGCCAAGUUGGACAGAGAGGAAAUCGAUAGUUACACACUGAAAGUGCAGGUGGCAGACCAGAAAGGCGAAGGUUUAACAGGAGAAACAACAGUGAUUAUUAAGGUCACAGACAGCAACGAUCACGCGCCAAUCUUUACUAAUCCGUCUUACAAAGCAACAGCAGGGGAGAAUGAAGUAGAUGCUGAACUUGUUCGGAUGUCCGUGACAGACAAGGAUGAGGAACAUUCUCCUAACUCGAAUGCAAAGUUCACAAUCGUCGGUGGAGAUCCUGGAAAUCUCUUCAGUGUGAAAACAGGAAGUAACAAACUAGAGGGAAUCAUUACUACUGCAAAGGGUCUGGACUUUGAGAAGACCAGUAAGCAUACCCUGCUGGUUGCGGUGCAGAAUGAGGUUCCUUUUGCUACUGCAUUGACCACUUCCACUGCCACAGUGGAGGUGACUGUGAGAGACGUCAAUGAACCUCCGAUAUUUGAAACAAAAGAGACCCCUGUAUCCAAAAGGGAGGACCUUCCUGUGGAAAGCACCGUGGUGCAGCUCACAGCCACUGAUCCAGACGUAGCACGCAAACAGAAAGUCAAGUAUAAAAUAUUCACUGACCCCGCUAAUUGGCUGAGGAUUGAUGAAAAUACUGGAAAAAUCACAGUGAAAGACGAAAUGGACAGAGAAUCUGUCUGGGUCAAAGACAACAGAUACACAGCAAUUAUUACUGCAUAUGAUGAUGAUCAAAUCCCAGCAACAGGAACUGGUACCUUGAUUAUCGAGCUAGAGGAUGUCAAUGACAACCCACCUGUCAUUGAAGAACGGGAAUUUAAGAUGUGUAACGAGGAACCGGUUCCUCAGAUUCUGACUGUAAAGGAUAAAGAUGGACCAGACUUCACUUCUCCAUACAGCGUCAGCUUACAGGGCCCUUCGAAUGCUAACUGGACUGCCAGGAUGAAUGACACCAAAAUGGGCAUCAUCCUGACUUUAAAAACCAAGAUUCCAAGAGGAGAUUACAAGGUGGUCUUGAGUGUUGAAGACAACCAGGGUCUGUCACAGGUCAGCACAGUUGCAGUUAAGGUUUGUGACUGCACCGGAGAGGAGCCCUGCAUGCAAAACCGGACUGGUAGCUCCAGUCUUCCCGUCACCCUGGGGAUCCUUGGGGCUGUCCUACUGUUGUUUAUCGUGUUGGCGGUGGUGCUUAUUUCAAGAUGGAAUAAAAAAACAGAGAAGGUGCUGCUGCUACCCCCAGAAGAUGACCUCAGAGAUGAGAUUGUUUGCUAUGAUGAAGAAGGAGGCGGAGAGGAUGAUCAGGACUAUGAUCUGAGUGUUAUCCACCACGGUUUGGACAACCGACCUGAUAAAGUCAGGAGUGACGUGGCUCCGAUGGAACGCAGUCAGCCCCACUACAGACAUCUCCCUAACAAUCAAGAAGAUAUGGCCAGCUUUAUUGACCAUAACCGGAAGUUGGCAGAUAACGACCUAGCUGCUCCCCCCUUUGACUCCCUGCUGGUGUUCGAUUCAGAAGGAGGGGAAUCGAAGGCAGGGAGCCUCUCUUCACUGUACUCUUCAAAUGAUGGAGACCAAGACUAUGAGCCCCUCAAAGAAUGGGGCCCCCGCUUCAAGAAACUGGCCGACAUGUAUGGAGGAGGAGAGAAUGACGACAUGCUGUAAAUGUAACCCCACCCAGGAGAAAAAUUGCUCCAUGCAAUUUAAGGGACAACAACAUGGGGAAACCAAUGAGACAUGGGGUGGGAUGUGUGUGUGUUUAUGAUCAUAACUCUAAAGCCGUAGAAUAAGUUUGUUUUGUAAAGUAAUUUUGCUUUAUUCACUUUUAUAUUUUUCACUGAACAUAUGCAUUGGAAGCUUUUAGAAGUGAGACUUGUGUCAAAUGUGAAAAUCUACCUAGUUUUUUCUUUUGUUUAUUAAAUUCCAUAAUUAUUUUUUCUGUACAUCAACAUAAAUUCA